This is a messenger RNA of Marchantia polymorpha subsp. ruderalis, 1065 nucleotides long. Lineage: Eukaryota; Viridiplantae; Streptophyta; Marchantiopsida; Marchantiales; Marchantiaceae. The record is from the annotation of a GenBank genome assembly.
UCGAGACAGUCAAAAAAUAUUUGUUUACGUUUUGGGACACCGAUGACAAAGUCCACGAAACUCCUCUCUCUCUAGGUCUGCCUUGACUCGGAGGCUUUGACGACAUCCAGUCGUGUGGAUAUUUAGCCGUAGUCAGCCUCUAGAAGUAGAUAUGCCAUAUGCGUCCUGACUUCGCUCGAGACUAGUACAGUUCCGUAGACACGUAGAAAAGAUCUUGCAGAACUGCAAACCUUUCGAGGAGAAGCCGGGUCCCGAACUUCAUAUUAUGGACAAGUAGCCUCCGGUGCCAGCGAUUCAAGUGUGUGUAUCGGUUCUUUGUUUUACCAAAGAUUUGCAUUUCAAGGGCAGCAGUUCGGGUGUACCUAGUUAUGAUGGUGACGUUACAGAGAACAGUGUUUCUAGUAGUGCUCAUCAUUUAUCUCUGUGCAUCUCAGUCGUCAUGCCGUUCUCUAAAUAUCAAGACAUCACUGCAAGUCGAAAUCGGAGUACAUGAUGAACAGGUCGAGAUUUCAUUCGAGAAAGGAGUUAGAAAUGACUUCGAUAUUGAUGGUGCAUGUGAAGACUUCUUCGUAGAAGAUCCAACUGAUUGUCCCAAGAUGAGAUCUCGGAUUGAAUCUAAGAUGAAUUGAAGGAUUCCUCAAAGAAGGAUGCAAGAGAAGAAGUUAAAGAGCUCUCUGCUCAUGGUCACUCUUUCGACUUUCCACAAGUGAAUUAGAAGUUGUGCGGAACAUGUUUUUGUAUCGGGGGUUUUGAACCACCCUGCGGGUAGGGAAUUAGAAAUUAUGGACAGCCCUGUUUAAGUUUCGAGCUCGCGUCCUCGCUUUCAAUCAAUAGUUGAUAGAAAUUCGUAGCAUUGUACAGCAGACUUGUAUUAUUGUAGCGACUGGAAAAUUUUCUAAAUUUCUUUUAGGAAUUAUCCUCCUUGUUGUAAAAAUCAAAGGCUUCAAAUAAGCUAGCAUUAUGACAAAGGCACUCAAAAUUUCAGUAUAAUGGUCAGAAAUCAACCCCGUUGUAUGAGCUUCCAUCGACAUCAAACCUCCUCUAGAUACAAUUAUGGAUUCACUU